Anoplophora glabripennis (Asian longhorned beetle) is the source of this 1186-nucleotide messenger RNA. RefSeq lists its product as uncharacterized. The record is from RefSeq and is a predicted model, not a curated record. The transcript has 6 exons. The coding region runs from base 51 to 770 and encodes 239 amino acids. NCBI's taxonomy places the organism in Eukaryota, Metazoa, Arthropoda, Insecta, Coleoptera, Cerambycidae. Gene Ontology annotation, cellular component: cytosol.
UUUUGCCGCGUGACCCCACGCCGUGAUUCUGUACCGACACUUUGGACUUGAUGUCCAAUACUUCAGAAAUUGACAGUGAUGUCUUUGAAGAUUGCACAACCGUAAAAGAUAAUUUUGCUAAAACUGUUUCAGAAUUUACUAAGUGCUCUAUUAAUUAUUCCAGACCCAUAACGUUAUGCAAAAGUUGUAUUGAUGUUUAUGUCGACCUAUUGGAGAGUUACAAAAAUUUGUCGAAGGUAUCCGUAAAUGGAACAGAAUGUCUUCACUACUAUAUAAAUUUAGAUAGGUUACAAGUUUUAGAAACACAAUAUUCUAAUUCUAUUAAUCUUUGGAAUCGAGCAAAAUGUUACGAAUGUUAUGUAGUUGAAAAUGGAACCCAAACUCGUACAGAGUCAAAAAUGGCAAAAACAUUUCACAAUUACUACAAUAGCUUUAGUAAUUGUACUGUAAAUACAGAUGCUGAGGCUUUGUGUAGUCACUGCAUGGAUGAUUAUAUUAUUUUAAGUAAUUUUUAUGGAAGCAUUAGUAACGCGAAUGAAAGAAUUGGAGUUUGUAUCGACUUGGAGGAUUUAAUGAAUGGCACAUGGAAUUCCUGGAGUGUUAACUGUUGUAAAUUUAGAAGACACAAUGAAUAUGUAUUUAUAGUUUCUACUUCAAGCGUUUUGAUAAUAACGGUUCUAUUAUAUAUCGUUGUUCAGUUUUGUGGUGAGAAAAAGGCUCCGAUAAUUAUUCAACAAUCUAGAUUUGCAGAAUCUGUUAACAGAUUUUAAGAGCUAUUUUUUCAUCCAAGUAUUUAAGACUGAAGCUUUUAUGCAAUAUUUAAGAUUUCAUUGCAUAAAUAAGGUAUUUAAUUUAAUGUUUUCUACAAUUACAUGAAUGAAAAGAAAAUGGAUAGAUAUGUUGCUCAAUCUCUUUAGUUUAGUUACAAUCUAUCUGAUAUUAAAAUAGUACAAAAAAUUGCAUAAAUCAUUGGCAAAUACUAUUUUAAAUAUUAAUAAAAAUGUAGAGAUUUUCAUUACAUCCGGUCCAUACAAAUAUUUUCGUUAACAUAACAACAAUCAUCUUUAAAUGAAGUCAAUAAUUUAACAGUUGUUCAGAAAAAUGUUUAGAUUUCUAGAACUUCUAAGACAUUAAAUAAAUUUUAAAUGUAUUAAUUCUUAUUAUCAAGGACUAUAGUUUUCAAUGA